UUUCACUAUUUUGUUUUGUUUUGUUUUUUUUCGUUGAAAUGGGCGAAGAAUUUUUUUAAAAUAUAAUAUGACGUGGCAGACCUGGGUAGGUUGACGUGGCAGAGAAAUAAUAUUUUAUUCAAGCGGUUGGCCUCGUCAGCUUAUUAUUAGGAACUAAAUUGAGCCAGGUCAGGGGUGUUUAACAGGGAUUAAAUUCAAAUAAUUAAUUAUCCCUAACAUUUUAAUUUUUUACAACCCUUUAAUUCUUUUGCCCCUUAUUCUUCUUCUUCAUCCGGUUACUCUCUCUCCGGCAGCCACACAACCACCAAUAACUCAGGUUGGUAAGAACCACCGUCUAGUAGAUAAAGCUCUGCUCUCAGUCACACCUUCAGAGGCGGUCCAAGCUUUGAAGAAACCUUUGGAUUUUGACAAAGCCCUCUUUGCUAAGUUCAACACAUAAACACAGAGAGACACACAGAGAGAGGAAAAGAUGCUGAGACCGCUUUUCAAGAAGCCUACUUUGAAGCUUACCACAUUUUCCCUCAUCCAAUUCAAUCAACAGAGAGAGCUGCACAGUAGGAACAAGAAGGCGAUGGAGUUCAUAGCCAAAGGAUGGAGUGCUCUCAAGGAAGUUGAUAGAGUCAUCGAUUACUGUGAGCUCAAUGAUCGUCGUCUCAUUCCUCUCCUUAGGGCAGCUAAGGAAAACUUUGAGUUGGCUCUAGAGACUGACAACUCAAAUACCCAUGCCAGAUUUUGGUUGUCCAAAUUGCAUUUGAAAUAUCAUGUCCCAGGGGCAUGUAAAGCUGUAGGGGCUGCUUUGUUAGUUGAAGCUGCAGAUAUGGGUGAUGCAGAUGCACAGUAUGAAUUGGGCUGUCGACUGAGAGUUGAGAAUGAUUAUGUCCAAUCAGAUCAACAAGCUUUCUAUUAUUUGGAAAAGGCUGUUGAUCAGAUGCAUCCUGGUGCUCUUUACCUUCUUGGUGCUGUAUAUUUAACUGGGGACUGUGUGAAGAAAGACGUUGCCUCAGCAUUAUGGUGUUUCCAUAGGGCAUCAGAGAAGGGACAUACCGGUGCAGCUAUUGCAUAUGGAUCCCUUCUUCUAAGAGGUGUACAGGUCCCAGAAUCUCUUACGAAAUUCAGUGCUAAGAGGGGCUCCUCUGCCAAAACAAGGAAGAACAAAGAAAGCCCCAUGAUGAAUCCAGUAGAGAUGGCCAGACAACAGUUCCAAAUUGCAGCAAAAGCUGGAUGUGAUCUUGGCCUUAGAUGGUUGGAUAGACUUGAGGAGGAAGAGAAACGUCUACUCACUAAAUAACGUAUGUCUAGACAUAAUUAGUUCUGUGGCACAACUAAACUGACAUGAGUACCAACGAAAGGUAUGGGCUCAAGAUCAACCAACGAAGAAAGUCAGUGUUCCGCUGAAACUCCACCAUACUUCUUGUCUAUAAUGGUUAUUUGUCAGCAAGAUAUUUCUAUAAUGUAACAUGUUGUAUGAUCUUGAAAUAUCUUCAAAUAAGAUUGGGAAUUGCUCCAUGUGCCAAAAAAUUCGACUUUGUGAAAUUUGGAUUUACUGUGCCAAGUGAUUGGGGGUAUGUAUUGUUGGGUAAGGGUACUUGAGUUAGCUGAAGAAAAAAAAGGAUCCCCGCCAAUUGAGGGAAAGGA
Molecule: messenger RNA, 1635 nt
Organism: Quercus lobata
Lineage: Eukaryota; Viridiplantae; Streptophyta; Magnoliopsida; Fagales; Fagaceae
Exons: 9
Coding region: 470-1288 (272 amino acids)
Molecular function (GO): protein binding
Source: RefSeq, a predicted model, not a curated record